Molecule: messenger RNA, 2229 nt
Organism: Hylaeus anthracinus
Lineage: Eukaryota; Metazoa; Arthropoda; Insecta; Hymenoptera; Colletidae
Product: protein tyrosine phosphatase domain-containing protein 1-like
Exons: 10
Coding region: 106-2022 (638 amino acids)
Biological process (GO): cilium assembly; protein dephosphorylation
Molecular function (GO): protein tyrosine/serine/threonine phosphatase activity
Source: RefSeq, a predicted model, not a curated record
GUAUCGAUAAAGAAACGAAGGGGCGGGGCUUAGGGGGGGUAAAUUUAAAUUUCCACGGCAAUGAGAUGGGCGAAAGGCGCGUGACAAUUAUCACAGACUUGCAGAAUGGAUGUAAGUUCGCUGGUACCGGCGGGUCUUUUAGCGGGUCAGGUGGAUCUGUACGAGGUCCAGGCCGGUUACAAUAAGUUCUCCGAAAAUCUGCGAAAGUUCACCCCCCAAGCCAUACAGUGCGCGAUCUUCUGCGGUGGUUCUAGGUGCAAAUACGAAAAUCCAAAGGCAUGGCCUCCCGUGCACAUGGCGAUACAAAACAUCUUUUCGCAUUGGGUGACGGACGACGUCCUAGCGAUGGCACGGCCGAACACCGCGCAGAUAAUAAAAAAAGACAUAAUUGCACAGUUUCAAGGGUGGAGUAUAAAAACUAUAAUAAACCUACAAACGCCGGGGGAGCAUGCGAGCUGCGGGGGGCCACUUGAGGAAAGCGGCUUCACUUACGAUCCGAAUGUCUUCAUGAAAAAUGGCAUUUACUAUUACAAUUUCGCACUGAAGGAUUACGGGGACGCAACGAUGGGCAAACUUCUGGAUAUGGUCAAGGUCGUGGCCUUCGCCGUGCAGGAAGGAAGAGUGGCAAUCCACUGUCACGCUGGCCUAGGCAGAACCGGGGUUCUGAUCGCGUGCUACCUCAUUUACAGUCUUCGUGUGCGAGCGAACGACGCCAUAAGGUUCGUUCGCAUGAAACGACCGUCCGCGAUUCAAACUCGAGGACAAAUACUCUGUAUCCAGGAGUUCGAGCACUUCGUUCUUCCACAGAUGAUAGUUUUCCCGUUGACCAGCACAAUAGGCGACCGCAAGCCCUGCAGCUUGCAGUCGCACCUCAGGAGACAGCACAACGUUCUGCACGGAUACGAGCAACGUACCUUCAAACACAUUCCAAAGAUAGUCUUCACUAUUUGCGAGCGAAUUCUUCAACUCUGCGACUGUCAGGACGAUAAUUCGCCAUGCGAGAUAAAGUACACGGUCUCCAGCACGGCGUUCACUCAGAAAUUUAUAUCUCACGUUUUGGAAAAAUUGCGCGACAGCAAAGGGAACAUAAGGCACUCUUACUCGUGGGCAGAGUACUCCCUUGCCGAUUCUUCUUUCGAUUGCUCGAGCUCAGCGAAAGCGUGCGCGAGUGGUAGCCAAGCAUCGUCGAGGGACACUUCCGAUGACAUUGGACGGUUGAGCGACGUGUUCUGCACUUCGCCUGAUACUCCAUCUUGCGACUCCACCUACCCAGGUCUCGAUGACAACUGCGUGGACGACGUUCUCGGGGACGGAAUCCAUGGUCAGGAUCUCGUCGACAACGAUUGUUACAAAGAGAUCCAAUCGCACAUGGAUCUAAAGGCUGCUGCUCAGAAUGCUACUGUCGAAACUGUAAACACCGAUGAGGCCAUAAGGGCUCUGAUUAGAGACAGCGCAGUGUUGCCCGAUAAAACGAGGAAACGCUUGCAGGAUUACCAGGUGGACCUGAACCACAGAUCCACAGCCUGGCAGCGACUAGAAAUGGAAACUGACAUAGGCGUCCUGACAGGGUUGUUAUUCGAGUGGUUGGAGACGUUGAAGCGUCCCUUGCUGGACGUGGACAGCCUGAGUUACAUCGUCGCGUGGAGUUCCAAGCCCCAGCGAUGCCUUGAGAAGCUAUCAGCUUGCAACAGAUACCUGUUGGAGUACCUGCUACGAUUUGUCAGCCGACUGAGGCCGAUGACGGCUGAGAGUCAGAGCUUGAUAACCAAGAGGUUCAUGGCUACCCUCACGCAGCAGAGUAUUUGGAUAAAAAACUCUUUCUAUCCCUCCAACAAAAAUUUCCACAAAUUACGACGAGGGACCGCGGCGAAGCUGAAUGAAUUUUUCAUUAGAUUGAUGAACCUGAUAGAGGAGGUCAAUAUACAGGAGAUGGAGAAACCUUCGUGGAUGUCCAAAUGGGAAUUAGUGUCCAACCAGUUGCGGCAAAUAGAAACGCGACAAAAGGACGAAGAGACCGUUUAAAUCGACGUUAAUAAGUACAAGGAAAUUAAUAAAAUUAUUGAGCGUCCCGUUCAAGACAUCUACAGAACGAGAAAUUUGAAUCGCGUAUAGUUCGUAGUCGAUUUGUAUUAUUUAUUUUUACAAUGGUGACAGUCAAACAUCGUAUUUUUCAAACUAAACGUGUACGUUCCAAAUUAUGGUGAACCAUCUAAAUAAAUAACGGUAUUU